AAAUUGGUAAAUUGGUACAUUUCGGUAAAUAGGUAAAUUUUGGUAAAUAGGUAAAUUUCAGUAAAUAGGUAAAUUUCAGUAAAUAGGUAAAUUUCGGUAAAUAGGUAAAUUGGUAAAUUUUGGUAAAUUGGUAAAUUUUGGUAAAUAGCUAAAUUUCGGUAAAUUGGUAAAUUUCGGUAAUAAUUUUGUUUUUUGUCAACAAUUUUCCUGAUAUAUUAUUCCACUUGUAAUAUGACGGUUACGUCUUCAUAAGUACGCUAAUUUUUAUUUGAAAAUCAAUUUCAUAAAAGUGUAAUAUGAUGGCUACUUAUGAUUGACUAUUUUAUUUUGUCGAUGCUUUCGACUUUUCGUAUUCAUUAAAUCGGUAAAUUUGGGUACUUCCGCGCAUUUUGAUAAAUUUGUAAAUUUUGAAGUAAUGUCUGGUAAAUUACUGAGAUAAAUGUUGGUAAAUUACUGAGGUAUAUUUAGAGCAAAGUCGGUUGAUCUUGCGAACUGCGCAAGAUGUUUUUAGAGCUUGAAUUACACAUUAUUGAGAGCUAUUUGCUCUUUUUCCACCUGAGAACUUUAUUGUUCAAAUUCAAGAAAUGUUCAACUUUGAAUCAGAAAAAUGAAUAUUUUAAAAUUUUUUUUAUGUCAUAUUUUUUUUUCUCUACCUUGUCGGGCAAUCCGACCGGACUGCUUGAUUCCUCCCUGCAUGAAGAAACUUUUUUUUCACUCGUACUUCUCAAAACAUAAAUUUUUGAAAGCUUUUUACCCCCGCUUUGCUCAGGCUCGUUUGUUUUUUUUUUUUCAAUUUUGAGUUUUUCAAAAUACCUCUCAGAGUACUGAUUUUUGAGAGCUUUUGCCCUCGCUUCAUCAGGGCCGGUUUAUAUAAACCGGCCCUGAUGAAGCUGUCUUUUUUUAUGUGUAAGUUUGAUGGACCAUUAAUGUCAUUUUUUUUUGGCGUACGCAGGUGCAGUGCAGUAAUAGUGAUGAAGAUCUGAAUAUUACCCAUGAAGACAACAAUUCCUGCUCUGUUGAUGAACACGAUGCAAAUUAUAACAGUCAAGAGAUGGAUUACGAAAACGCAGAUUUUAUCAAUUUUUGCAAUGAUAUGAUGAUAGAAGAUGAAUUGGAAAAUAACAAAAUGAAUGACAAUAUUGAUCAAAAUAUAGAAGAUGAAUUGGCGAAUGACCAGAUGGAUGACGAUAAUGAAUCAAAUAUAAUCAAAGAAAGUGUUGAUGAAGAUUUGAAUGUAUCUGAAGGUGAACUUUUAAUAAUGGCGUUCGCAUUAAGGCAUCAACUGUCAGAUUGUGCCAUUGAAGAUCUUCUUCGUCUGAUUGAUAUUUUUUCACCAAAACGAGUAAUUCCAAUUUCAUCUUACCUUUUUCUCAAAAAAUUUAAAUUUAAAUCCAUGGAGAUUCAACGAACAUUUUUCUGCCGAGAUUGUGAAGUACCUUUGACGCCAACUGAUUUGAAACAGAAAAAAAUUAUAUGUAACGACUGCGGAACAGAAUAUGAUAAAACCAAUCUCCUAUCAAAAAAUCUCUUCUUUUACUACAUUCCAGUUAGCAGUGCAUUGGAAAGGUUCAUUAAUAGCGACGACUAUCUCACUAUGGUGAACAGAGAAGGAUUCAAUGACGUUAACAAUGGCUCAUAUUACAGAAAUCUGACUGCGGAACCACCUGUUAGAACAGAUGUUACUCUUCAAUUCAGUACAGAUGGAGUUUCUACCUUCCGAUCAUCUAAUUACUCAUUAUGGCCAAUACAGUUGUUGAUAAACAAUUUACCGCAAAAACUGAAACGUAAAUACCAAUUGCUGUGUGGCUUAUGGUUUGGCCAAAGUAAACCCAUCAUGGAUAUGUACUUCAGAAAUUUUGUUGACGAAAUGAACACUUUGAACCAAAAAGGAUUAUUACGAAGAUCAGGCUUAUGCCAAAAUGAUACCAAUCCAAUCGUUGUGAAAUUUCAUGUACUGGUGGGUGUAGCUGAUUCAGUUGCGCGCCCUUUGUUACAAAACAUCUCGCAAUUUAAUGGCUUAUAUGGAUGCACUUAUUGCUUGAAGAAUAGUGUUCAUGUAGAAAAUGAAAGCGGCGGCGGAGGAAGUAGAGUUUAUGUUGGUACAGACAUUCCCGCUCUACGAAGUAUCCAGCAGCAUUUACAAGAUGCAAGUACGGUUCUCAAUCAGAUGCUCAAUUCAAACUCAAAAAAAAACAUUGUUAUCCGGGGAGUAAAAGGACCUUCCGUGAUUGGUUCCUUAAUCAAUUUCGACAUCACACGUUGCUUCUCUCCCGAUUAUAUGCAUAGCGUUCUGCUAGGUAAUGUAAAAACCUUUGCUGAGGCUUGGUUCGAUUCCAGUAACCACGAAAAAAUUUGGUAUUUGGGCAAAAAGCUGACCUCUAUGGACAAAAAAUUUGCGAACAUUCAACCGCCAACUGAAAUAACUCGACCUCCACGUUCUUUGACUACUAUGAGUAAGUGGACAGCUUCUGAGUGGAAGAAUUUCUUACUGUAUUACAGCCACUUUUUGUUAUUGGAUGCUGAAUGGCCAACAAAUUACCUGGUUCAUUGGUGCUCAUUAAUAUAUGCUAUAUAUAUUUACUUGAAAACCAAAAUUUCUGAUCAAGAAUUGGUAGAUGCGAAACGGGCCUUGUAUUUUUUUGUAGAAAAUAUUCCUCGUUUGUACGGUGAAACAUAUUGCAAAUUUAACGUACAUUUACUACUGCAUUUUCCAGACUGGGUAACGCAGUUUGGAGGCUUGUGGGCUUCUUCAGGAUUUCCGUUUGAAGAUUUCAACGGUAUUUUGAAUACUCUUUUCUCUAAUGUUACUGGAAUUCAGCAGCAGAUUUGCAAACGGUACUUUAGAUGGAAAAAAGUUCUGGAAAAGGGACGUGUACUUUUUCCAUCCGAUGAAACAUCGUUGCACUCUCGAGAACAUGAGUUAUACAAUCAUUUAUUUAAAAACCAUUUUCGUCAAUAUUGCAAUGAAAAUGAUGAUAUGCCGAAAUUAUCACAAAAGAAAAAAAAAGUUUCAUUGUCGCUUGCAGUGAAAACGAUGGCAGAACAAACUACUGGUGCAGAAAUAGAAUUUAAUGCAGUCUGCCAUUCUUUUGGGAAAUUUAAUGGAAUGGUUUGUCAUUCAUCACAGUUUUCAGACUUGAAGAAACGAAAUAAUAGCUACGUUCGGUUGAAGGAUAGUGGCCAAUUUGUUUACAUCAAAAAUAUACUUGUAGUUCGUGAAUGUUUGGAAAAAAAAGAGAUCGUUGUGAUAGAAGCUGAAAAAAUAAACUGUAAACUUGUCAAUGAAAAAACAAUUUUCAAUAGAUAUGUAAAACCUUUGUAUCAUUUCGGUGAGCACUUGGGCUCAACAAUUGUCGUAACUCCGGAUUCUAUUCAAAAUAAAUGUAUUGGAUUAUUUAUAAAAUCGUCUGAAAGGGUUGUAAUAAUACCCCUGGUGAAUUAUUUUGAAAUCGGGUGGUGAUACGAUUCAUUUGUAGGUAUAUGCUACUAAUAUAAUUUUUUAGCUGUAAUCAAUUCAAUACUUCUACACUUCUACAAAUGUAUACCUAUAGUAUAAUAUAUCUAUUUGUAGGUCUAGCUAUAUAUACCUUAUGUAAUUUCCAAAGUUUGGUUAGAAAUGAAUAAAUUUUAUACGUGUAUUAAAAGGAAUACCUAUGGAGUUGUCAAAAAAAUGAACGCAAAUCAUAAAAAACCUUGUUUUUUAUUUCUAAAAAUAUAUGU
Messenger RNA from Planococcus citri (citrus mealybug), 3720 nucleotides. RefSeq lists its product as uncharacterized. The transcript is spliced from 2 exons. The record is from RefSeq and is a predicted model, not a curated record. Lineage: Eukaryota; Metazoa; Arthropoda; Insecta; Hemiptera; Pseudococcidae. Bases 1052 to 3460 code for a protein of 802 amino acids.